CUUUUUAUUCCGUGACGCUUCUUGUUUGCAACAGACGUCAGUCGUUACUUCAAAGAAUGGCGGGUCAUCUGGCAUUUGAGGAAAGAGGCUGGCUCGAUCCGCAGAGAGGCGGUUACCUUCCAUGACCGUACUAGAUAGAGUCGAGUCCACAGCUAGAAUGCUACCGGUAGCUACAAGGUCAGGCCAGAAUCUAAAAUCAUCAGCCACUUUGCGACAGUCGUUCUGGGGUCUCGCCGCACAAAUCUCCCGUAAUAAUCGGAGUUUCGGAGCAGUCAGCAGCAGCAAAUUAGCAUAUUGCAACCCGCACAAUUCGUCCGACCGAAGAAGCUUGUUCCAGGAAGCCCAUUCCAAACUCCGUUUAACUCGAUCCAAGUAACAUCGUCUACCUUUGAGCUUCAUCUCGACGCUAUCUUCUUUUGUCAGUUAUCAUUUGGAUCAGCAAGUCAACUUAACAUGCAGAACCGAUUACUCGAAGAGCUAUUGCGCCGGCGUCAGCAAGAACAGCUCUUGCAGCAGUUAGGAUCCGCAGCUACUCAGUUGAAUUCGACCACUAUGAGUCUGUCGUCGUCCUUGGGAGGCACAGGGACAAAUAAUUCCAAUGCCUUGUCUUUGGCUGGGAAUCCCUUACCGGCUGCUCCUGCUCCAUGUACGGCCGCUUCUCCGAUAUUAGUGUUAGAGCUUCAGAGACGGCUUCUUAACGGCGGCGGUGGCGGCCUUGGCAAUACUGCGGCAAGUGGUAUGGGUCUCGCUCCAGCGGCGGCUUCUUUGGAUUUGAGUAGUCUCCUUGGAAACAACACUUCCGCUAGUUUGACAGCAGUGCUUGGUGCCCUAGCCUCAGGAUCCGCCAAUAAUGCUGGGUCCAAUGAGGACUUGCUGCGGAGCAUGGCUGCCAACAAGGUCUUCUUUUUAAGUCAAGCUCUGACGCCUCUUCCGCCUGGAGGUACUGAUGCCGCGUCCCUCUUGUCAACUCUGGCAAGUCAUGGUGCGGCACCCGGGGCUGCUAGUGUAUCACCCGCACCCGCAGAGACAAACUCAAAUUUGGCGCCUAUGGCGCAGACGAAAAGUGUUGUAGACGGAGGAUCUCCGCGCCAUACUCUGUGUGAUUACAUGCCCAGGGAGCUCUCAAGACACGAACAACUCAUAGGAAUGCCGCCGUCCACAGAGGGUCUUUGGAGGCAGGUUCCUGAAAUCUGCAAACUGCAAUUGCAAUUCCUACAAGCUGCCAAGAGACAACGGUUGCUGACCAGUAACAAUGGCAGUAACAAUGGCAGUAACAAUGGCAGUAACAACUCUCCCGCUGACAUCCAGGCUGCUGCCAGCCUUCUGCAUCAGCAGCAGCAAGAAUCUAGGUGCAUAUCAACGCAACAGCACACACCCUCCAGCCUGCGUCUGUCUCAAUUGCAUGUUUUAAGCAGCACUGGACGACCCAAAUGGAGAGGAAGCAAGCCGCCGUCCCUGUUAUGA
Seminavis robusta is the source of this 1464-nucleotide messenger RNA. NCBI's taxonomy places the organism in Eukaryota, Bacillariophyta, Bacillariophyceae, Naviculales, Naviculaceae. The record is from the annotation of a GenBank genome assembly.